This is a messenger RNA of Ceratitis capitata (Mediterranean fruit fly), 1577 nucleotides long. RefSeq lists its product as uncharacterized. The record is from RefSeq and is a predicted model, not a curated record. NCBI's taxonomy places the organism in Eukaryota, Metazoa, Arthropoda, Insecta, Diptera, Tephritidae. The transcript is spliced from 2 exons. The coding region runs from base 110 to 1447 and encodes 445 amino acids.
GAAGUUAUAAUUUUGCUAACGCCACGGUCAUUUCAAUGUAAGACCUCGACUGGCUCAAACGUUUUUUCCAUCACUUCAUAGAAAUUGAAAAUCUUAAGAUAAGCUCAACAUGUCGACGCCUGAUAUAAGUAUAAUGAGUUCCACUGAGAAUUUGCUGAAGUUGUCGAAGGAAUCCUUCAGCGCUCCCGUUGCUCAAUGCGAUGAGAACUUUGAGCACUCAGAUGUGCCCGAUUGGCUGACCAAAGACUAUUUGGAGCAUUAUCUACGUGCGUAUCAUCAAGAUAGGAAAUUAAAAAUACUUAGGUGGAAUAUCCGACCAGCGUUGGGAAAAGGUGAAAAUUAUGGUGGAGUCUUAACUCGCAUACGCGCCGAUUAUCAAACUUCUAUGGGUACGGUUGCUACAGGUCAUUAUAUUGUGAAAACAUCUUUUGAAAGCGAUGAAUUUGUACAGAAAACUAUGGAACCCUAUGAUAUUUUCAACCGUGAGAUGUCUGUUUAUGAGAAAGUCUUACCCCGCUUAAAUGAGCUGCUACGGGAAAUCGACGACAACGAACAGAUCUUCGCCGAGACUCUGGCGGUAGAUCGUGAGCGCUCCGCGUUGAUUUUCGAAGACUUGAAUGUACGUGAAUUUAUCAUGCCCAACCGUUUAGCUGGACUCGAUAUGACUUUGGCGAAGAUGGUGUUGAGGAAAUUGGCGAAAAUGCACGCCACCUCUGCAGUUUUGAAUGAGCGCGAAAAUGGUUGUCUCGAAGGUUAUGAUCGUGGUUUUUUUAAUAGACACACAGACAACUAUAUGCCUGGAUUUGAACAACUUCUAAUGGCUUGUAGCCGACGCGUUCGACAGUGGGAAGAUUAUGAGUUGUAUGCGGAAAAGAUAACUAAUUUGAAAUCUAACUACACCGAAUUGGGCAAAAGAGUAUUCGAUCCCAAUCCAAGUCAUGUGAACGUGUUGACUCACGGUGAUUUAUGGACAAACAAUGUUAUGGUUAAAUAUGAUAAGAUCACUGGCGAACCUGUGGAUGUCAUUAUUAUUGACUUUCAAUAUGCAGUGUGGGGCUCGCCAGCCAUUGAUCUUCAUUAUUUCUUGAAUACCUCGCUCGAGGAGGACAUGCAUUUACAUCGGCAAGACGAACUCAUACAGUGCUACUAUCAAACGUUCGCCGAUACUCUGUGCAAGUUACGCUAUCGCGCCGAAAUUCCCAGUUUGCACAAAUUUCACUUGCAACUCGAAGAGAAAGCGUUCUAUGCUUUCAACUCAACAUGUGUGAUUUUGGCUAUCCAACGGAACGAAGAAACCGAGGACGCUGAUUUUAAGGCAAUUAUGCAGGACGAUGAGCGAGCCACGCGUUUCAAGGAUACUUGUUUUAAGAAUAUGUAUGUUCAGAGAGUAAUUAAAAAACUGUUGCCCAUAUACGAGCGGCGUGGCUUGCUGGAAGUCGAACAGUAGUUUAUCUGUUUAUUUUUUUGUGAUAUAACUGUAAUUUCUUAAAUACCCUAAAGCUUAAGUUAUGUAACUAUGUACAUACAUACAAGUUACAAAAAAAAAGAAUACUAUUAAUAAUAAUAAUAGAUUUCUA